Callithrix jacchus (white-tufted-ear marmoset) is the source of this 2418-nucleotide messenger RNA. RefSeq lists its product as uncharacterized. The record is from RefSeq and is a predicted model, not a curated record. Lineage: Eukaryota; Metazoa; Chordata; Mammalia; Primates; Cebidae.
CCGGCCGUUCAUUAUGUUGGACAGGGCGUGUCUGCGCCUCGGGCUGCCGCGGCUCCCGGGGCCUCCGCCUGCAGCCGGCGGCGGAACGGGGGCAGGCGGCUGAGACGGGCGAGCUAUUUGCAUUCCGCGGCAGUCAUUUUUAUAUGCGGAGGUGGUUUGGAACAGGGCAGGGAUGGAGGGAAGGUCCUUGUAUCUUAGACAUCAAAAUCCCAGGAAAAUAAUUAGGAGGUGUUUGGGAUUCUGCUGAAAACUCUGACAACAGACCAGAAAUAUCUCCAAGAGCACCAGCAACCCCAGCUAUCUAGACCCGAAGUGGAUAUACUCAGAGGCAUCCUGGCCUACCCCACCCCUGACCCCAGAGAAGAUGCUGCUGCCCUCAGAAGACGCCAGAGCCAGCCACACUGCAAGUCUGGGAGGAUCGAGCAAGGCAGGCUGCUCAGUGAAGGCUUCCUCUCCUGUAGCAGGAAGAGCAUCGUUAAGAACAAGUAUGCAGGGCUGGACUACUCUGGAGAUGUAAUGACCAGAGCUGAGACCCCCGAGACCAGAGUGACUAUGAAGGACUGUCGUCACCUUGUUCCUGAACAUCUAAUGCCUCUCAGCUCCAGGAGGCCACUGAGGAGAAACCGAAGGCUAGUUUUCCUUGGAAGCCAGCAGCCUGUCCACCUGUUCCACUUCCCUGCCUCUUGCAGCCUCCGCUCAAACACUACCAUGGUUUGGGAGCACGGAAAAACUAGAAAAUACAGAAAUAUAUCAAGAAGAAAGAAAUUUAAAAAUCAACCUGAAUCCCACCAACCAGAGACAGCUAUUAAUGAUUGUGGUAUAUUUAUUGCCCAUGGCAUGGAUGGCACCGACAAUCGAGGCAGGCAGUGCUGGUGGAUACACCUAGGAGGUCCUGUUGGAAGAGGACCAUUCGUGUGCAGAAACGAGGAAAUAGACAUGUAUGAGCUGGAAGAAAAUCUUAUCCGUCUGAUUCAAUUCCCUCAUUUCACAGGCAAAGAACUCGACCUCUCUGAGCCUCCAUUUCUUCAUCCAUAAAAUGGGGAUAAUGAUAAAAGUGACUGCUUCAUAGGAAUGUUGAGAGGAUCAACUCAAGUAACAGGUGACAAGUGGUACAUAAUAGGUACUCCGUUUCAUGUUUCUGAUUUAUUUUAUUUUAGUUUUUUUACUGUGGUAAAAUCUACAUAACAUAAAAUUUGCCAUUUUACUAUUUUUAAGUGUAAGCGGCAUUGAAUAUACUCACAUUGUCAUGCAACCAUCAACACUGUCUACCUCCAGUCUUCUCCAUCAUCCCAAACUGAAACUCUACUCAUUAUACAAUAACUCCUCAUUCCCGCUUCCCCAUGGCCUCUGGGUACCAUUGUUCUUUGCCCAUUUUUAAAUGGAGAUUGUUGCUGGGUUGUGGGAGUUCUUUAUUCUGGAUAUUAAUCCUUUACCAAAUAGGUGAUUUGAAUUUUUUCCCUAUUCUGUGGGUUGCCUUGGCCAUGUCUUUUGAUGCACGAAAGAUUUUAAUUUUGAUGAAGUCUGCUUUACCUAUUUUUUCUUUUAUUGCCUGUGUUUUGGUGUUAAUUCCAAGAAAUCAUUGAAAAUUCAAUGUCAUGAAAUUUUGCCCCUAUUUUCUUCUAAGAGUUUUAUAGUUUUAGCUCUGAUGUUUAGGUCUUUGAUCCACUUUGAGUUCAUUUUUGUAUAUGUGUAAGGUAAUGGUACAACCUCAUCCUUUUGCAUGUGGAUAUCCAGUUUUUCCAGCACUAUUCAUUGAAACACAUACUGUCUUUUCUCCGUUGAAUGGUCUUGGCACCCUCGUAGAAAACCCUUUGACCCUAUAUAUUAAGGUUUGUUUCUGAUUUCAUUGUGCGUGUCUGUCUUUAUGCCAGCACCACUCUGUUUUGAUUACUGUAGCUCUAUAGCAAGUUUUGAAAUCAGGAAGUGUGAGACCUUCAACUUUGUUCUUCAUUCUUCCGGAUUGUUUUGGCUAUUCUGGCCCCUUGAGAUUCCAUAUGAAUUUUAGGAUGGGUUUAUCUAGUUCUAUAAAAACUGUGGCUGGGAUUUUGAUAGGAGUUGCACUGAAUCUGUAGAUCACUUUGGGUAUUAUUGACAUCUUAACAAUAUGAAGUCCUCCAGUCCACAAGCAGAAGAUAACUUUUCAUUUAUUUAUGUCUUUAAUUUCUUUUAGCAACAUUUUGUGUUUUCAGUGUACAAGUUCUUUGCCUCCUUGGUUGAAUUUAUUCCUAUUUAAUUUGUUUUCAACACUAAAAUAAGGCUAAAUUUGUGUGUGGUUUUAUAUGAAAACUUUACAAAUAUUAACUUUUCAAUCCUUACAACAUUCUGCAGAUGGGAGAAACUGAGGUAAAAAUAUAGAAAUAAAGGUGUAGCAAAAAGGUAAAUAAAAUACUGUGAUGAAUAAUAUGAGAAAUAUGCUUG